UUUUAUUUUAUCAGAUUGAAAUUUUAAAUAGAAAUAAAUGGGCUGUGCAGGUAGCUCGGAGAAAAAGGUACAAAAGAAUAAACCUGAAAGCAGGAAGCCAAUCAGCCAAAAGCCAGCAGGACAACAUGUGGCUAAUCAGGAGCCUCAGAAUUUCACUGAGCAAGCCGAUAGAGUUCAGAGGGAGGCCAAAAGUCAACAGCCUAAACCACCAGUCAAGAAGGAAGAACCAAAGAAAAAGGAAGAUCCAAAGAAAAAGGAAGUAACAAAGAAGAAGGAAGAGCCAAGUAAGAAGCCCCAACCUCAAAAGAAAGAGCCUGCAAAGCCUAAAGGGAGGAUGAUUGAUGUUCAUAAACUUUCCGAACAAGAGUUUGAAGAUCUCAAAGCUCCUUUAUUUGCUAAAGUGAUGAAUUAUUAUGACCUCAAGCUUGACACGAAAUAUCAGGAUUCGCUAGAAGAAAGAGUAGCCAGGCUCCUCACAAAUGAUGUCGGUGAGACCCUCAGGACCGAAGUCUCCUUCACACUUAUCCAAGAGUUCAAGAAGUUCAUGUACCUCGUGGCUGUUGACAUUCUCGAACAGAAAAUGGAUGGAGUCUUGCAGUCUGGUGCUUAUGAAGUUGACUCUGAAACCGGCCAGAAGUACUUUAGUUCUCCAUUUCACCCUCCCCACAUUCUUGAUUUGGUGUGGAGAUUCAUCAUACAAGAAGGCCAGAUGUAUGCAGACUUCUGCCAACACAUCGUUGGAGGGUUCAUUGACAGGCCCAACCCCAGGAUCAGUCUGAAGUCGACUCUGUCAAGAUACAACAGAGCGAGAGCCCAGCUCGAACAAAACGAAGAACUGUUGAGGCCAUACUGGGGACUCUGGCCAAGCAUCGCAAAUGUGAAUCUGCUUGAAAUUGACUACGACUAUGACAUUCUGCUUCAUGCAAAGAGCAAGCACGAAGACCUUGACACCAUCAGAGAAAUGAUCACAGAACGAGAAAUCGACAGCUUUGACUUAUUCCCGAUUAAACAACUAGUGGCCGACUGGAGACAGCAAAACAUCAACGACCUCGAAGAUGUCGAAGAAGCUGAACUGGACGAAGACGCUGAUCUUUCUAAAGUGUCCAAGCUCAAGAAUGUUGACUUCGAAGCUGUCUACGACUCGCUGAUGGAAUUCGAGUUCCAUGAUAAAUUCGUGGACUCGGUGUGUGCAAUGUUCAACUUGACAGCAGAAUCUGGCCAGCUGUUCAUCCGGGAGUACAAACACUUCUUGUACAUUUACUUUUUAACUCAGGGGAAUUGUGCUCCAUCAUUUGAGAUCGACUCAUUCUGGGACUUACACUACGCAAGCACCAAGGAUUAUAGGCUAUUUUGCAAGGAAAUAUUUGGUGAGUUUCUUGAGUCAAAGAACUACGACUACUCAAGUGCUGGAGUUGUGGCUCGGACAAGGGACUACAAGAAAACUCUAAAAGUUUAUGAAGAUAUUUUCGAUAGUGAACCUGAGGAAGCAUUCUGGGAAGAUCCAGUAGAUCUUACAAUAAACUCAACUAAUGGUCUUCAGCAUCUUAAUCUCUUCAAAUACACUUGAAUGUGUAUUUAUCACAAAGAAAACGAAGGUUUGGAGUACAAAAAUACAUUGCGAAGGAAUAAGGAUAAUUUUGAUGAGGACCUAGAAGACGAAGAAACAGAUGCAAUAAAUCUUCGGAAUAAAGCUAGAAUUGAAGCCUCAAAAUCUAAUAAAAUCUUCACUAAUCUUAGAGAAGUGCAAGUUAUCGAAGACGAAGAAAGCAUUGAUGAAGAAGAAGAGCAGAAAUCUAGCUAUAAGCCAAAGGAUCGGAAAAAGAAGGCUAAGAAGGAAGAGGAAAAGAAAAACAAAGGAUCUAAAUCUAAGGGAAAAGGGAAGAAAGAAGAAGGCAAAGAUUCAGAAAGUAAAGUCAUCUUUGACCCAGUUUUAACCAAAGGUGGCUUUAAAAUCCUUCCGAGAUAUCAUAACAUAGAAGUUUUUGAGAGUGAAGACAUCAUUGACCAGAUGGAAGACGGACUCUAUACUGACUAUAUCCAUGUUGGCAGCAGUAAAUUCAAGGAAAUCUUUGAUGUGGCUAUUCUUUCACGUGCUGAUGUUGAUAUCGCUUUGACUGAUUUUAAGAAAUCUAAGGAUAGUGAGCUUAAAGAAGCAGCAAAGGAAGACUUUGAGAUGGAUGAGAGAAUGGAAAGCCUCACUCUCAAGCAAACAGAAUUUUACUUCAACCCAAAAGAGGAAUUUGAAACUUCAACAGUUAACUACUCAGACAGACAUUUUAGUACAACUGAAGAAAGUGAUGAAGAAGAUAGCGAAGUUGAAGAAUCAGAAGGAGACUCUGAAGAAUCUGAAGGAGACUCUGAAGAAAAUGAAGGAGAUUCUGAAGAAAAUGAAGGAGAUUCUGAAGAAAACGAAGAAGACUCUGAAGAUAGCUCUAAUGAUGAAGCAAAAGAUGCAGAUCAGAAUGAGGAAAGUCCUAGCUUGUCAAUAUAACUUAACCCUCAAUAAAAGAGUUUGAAAAA
This is a messenger RNA of Moneuplotes crassus, 2520 nucleotides long. The record is from the annotation of a GenBank genome assembly. NCBI's taxonomy places the organism in Eukaryota, Ciliophora, Spirotrichea, Euplotida, Euplotidae.